This is a messenger RNA of Aphanomyces astaci, 2127 nucleotides long. RefSeq lists its product as hypothetical. Gene Ontology annotation, biological process: proteolysis. Lineage: Eukaryota; Oomycota; Saprolegniomycetes; Saprolegniales; Verrucalvaceae. The record is from RefSeq and is a predicted model, not a curated record. Gene Ontology annotation, cellular component: extracellular region. Gene Ontology annotation, molecular function: protein binding. The transcript has a single exon. The coding region runs from base 79 to 2058 and encodes 659 amino acids.
GUUUCCACGGACAUGUUGCUCAUCAUCCCCACUUAAGAAUUCACUUCAUCUAAGUAACCACCGUUCUCGACAUCGAGCAUGGUAUCUCUCACGAAAGCGUUGGCCGUCUUUGGCCUUGCCGUCCUUGCCCAAGCCCAGAUCCCGUCCUUCUUUGACGACAACGCGCAAGCUGAAAGCAUUUGCAACACGGACGAGUCUCAAAACGUCGUGUGCUACAAGGACUCUGAACCUGCCAAGGUGUCCAAGUCGUCGGCCGUGGCCCGGCUGAAGAUCUCCGAGUCGUGGUGCACGGGCUGGCUGUUUGGAUCCGAAGGCCACCUGAUCACCAACAACCACUGCAUCAACAACGACGCCGCCGCCGCCAACACCCGCGUCGAGUUUGCCUCCGUGACUCCUGGAUGCCAGGAUUCGGUUUCCUUGGGCAGCAACCCUGGUGUGUAUGCGACAACGAACGUGUCGUUGAUUUUGAACGACGUCAAGUUGGACUUCGCCCUGGUCAAGCUCAACCUCGUCGACGGGUUCGACCUGUCGCCGUACGGGUACCUCCAGGCGUCUGAGGCAUCUGUGAACGUCAACGAUACAGCCUACGUGAUGGGGCAUCCAUACGGAAAGCCUCGUCGCAUUGCGAUGGUCAAGGACGGCACCACAGCGGGUCGCAUUACAACCACCAAUUACACCGAGCGGGUGCAGACCGACUGUUACAACGUGGACCGCUUGGGCCACAACUUGGACACGGAAGGCGGGUCGUCUGGUUCGCCACUGAUGAGCGCCACGAGCAACCUCGUCAUUGGGCUGCACAACUGCGGGGGGUGCAAGGCCUCUACAAGGGCGUACGGCUCCAACUAUGCGAUCAAGAUAACGUACAUUGUCAACCUCCUUCGUGAAAAGAAUGUCCUCCCCAAGGACGCUGUCAAAUCCAGCACAACCGUUUCUCCUACGACCACGCCUACCACCACUGCCCCUACUACAACGGCCCCUACUACUACCACGACCCCUACUACCACGGCCCCUAGUACCACGACCCCUACUACCACGACCCCUACUACCACGGCCCCUACUACCACGGCCCCCAGUACCACCGCUACCCCUACCACCGCUACACCUACCACCACGCCAUCUACCACCACUGUUCAAUCUACCGUUGCACCAGUCCCAUCCAAGUGCUCCCCCAUCGAAGACAACACGGAUUACGCUGGCUUCGAUGUGGCGUCGACGUCGCGCGCCAACGCAGCCGACUGUUGUGUCGACUGCGAUAGUAUCCCCGGAUGCAAAUUGUUUGUCUGGUCGCCCUUCAACGGUGGCACGUGCUGGUUGAAGUCUCAAGUGGGCACCAAGGUCACGAGUGUCGGCGUCAAGUCGGCCGUCUUGACCAGCCCCGUGACCACGUCAGCUCCUCCCCCGACCCCGCCCCCCAGUCUCUGCUUGCCAGCCAAGGCCAACUACGAUUUCCCCGGCAACGACAUCUCGUAUGUAUCGAGUCGGCAGUUCAAAGACUGCUGUGCCGAGUGCACAAGCACCUAUGGCUGCAACUUUUACGUGUGGACCGACUACAACAGCGGCACGUGCUGGCUCAAGUCUAAACAAGGCAGCGACAAGGUGCUGUCGUUUGGGUCCCGUGCUGCGUUCGCCCCUGGUGGGGGUGUCGACUCCACUUGCUCGCCCGUCGAGGUCAACACAGACUACGCUGGUGUAGACAUUGUCGGCGUCGCGGGCCCCCUCGAUACGUGCUGCGACGCAUGCAAAGCCAACUACAAGUGCAAUGCGUACAGCUGGUUCAACGGCGUGUGCUACCUCAAGGGCAAGCGCCACGGAGCGUCCCCCAAUUCGCAUGUGCAGUCGGCACGCGUGUACAAGUGUGCGGCACCACAAGUCAACACGGAUUACGUCGGCAACGACAUUGGCAGCGUGGUGGCUGAAGCUGCCGAAGACUGCUGCGCCGUGUGCCGCAGCACGGCCAAGUGCAAGGCGUAUUCGUACGCGCAAGGGGUUUGCUACUUGAAGAGUGCCAAGGGGGUCACCAAAUCGAAUGGUGGCGUCACGUCGGCCACCGUCGCGUAGUAGGCACGAUGCUAUAGAGAAGUGACCGUGUUCUAUGUACUAAUUCCACAACUCCAUGUUCUGUCGCCA